GCGGUCCCAGCCGGGGCUGCAGCGAGGAAGAGUCGAGAUGGUUCUGGAAGCUCGUCUCGGGAUUCUAGAAGACUCGUGCACGCUAUAAAAGUCCGCUGCGGCCGCUCCAGACGUGGACACCCCUUCAACUUAGCGCGCUACAUUCCGAGGAGAGGCGACUGACGAGAUGCCUGAAUUACAUGACCAAACAAUGGAGGAGGAGGCUGAGACUUUCGCCUUCCAGGCUGAGAUCGCUCAGCUGAUGUCUCUGAUCAUCAACACCUUCUACUCCAACAAAGAAAUCUUCCUUAGAGAGCUGAUCUCCAACUCCUCAGAUGCUCUGGAUAAGAUCCGAUAUGAGAGCCUUACUGACCCCUCCAAGCUGGACUCCGGCAAAGACCUGAAGAUUGAAAUCAUUCCCAACAAGGAAGAACGCACCCUGACCCUUAUUGACAGCGGUAUCGGCAUGACCAAGGCUGACCUUAUCAACAACCUGGGUACCAUCGCCAAGUCCGGCACCAAGGCGUUCAUGGAAGCUCUGCAGGCUGGGGCCGACAUCUCCAUGAUCGGCCAGUUUGGUGUGGGCUUCUACUCAGCCUACCUGGUGGCUGAGAAGGUGACGGUCAUCACUAAACACAAUGAUGAUGAGCAGUACGCCUGGGAGUCUUCAGCCGGGGGGUCGUUCACUGUCAAGGUGGACAAUGCUGAGCCAAUGGGACGCGGUACAAAGGUUGUCCUUCACUUGAAAGAAGACCAAAGUGAAUACCUUGAAGAGAAAAGGAUUAAAGAGAUUGUCAAGAAGCACUCGCAGUUUAUUGGCUAUCCCAUCACCCUCUUUGUGGAGAAAGAGAGAGAUAAGGAAGUGAGUGACGACGAAGCAGAGGAGGAGGAGAAGGACAAGAAUGACGAGGAGAGGGAUGAGGAAAAACCAGAGAUCGAGGACGUUGGCUCGGAGGAGGAGGACGAUCAUGACAAGUCCUCUGACAAAAAGAAGAAGAAGAAGAAGAUAAAGGAGAAGUACAUUGACCAGGAGGAGCUGAACAAGACCAAGCCCUUAUGGACGCGGAACCCUGAUGACAUCACCAAUGAGGAGUAUGGAGAGUUUUACAAGAGCCUCACCAAUGACUGGGAGGACCACCUGGCCGUCAAGCACUUUUCCGUGGAGGGUCAGUUGGAAUUCCGCGCCCUGCUCUUCGUGCCUCGCCGUGCUCCCUUCGACCUCUUCGAGAAUAAGAAGAAAAAGAACAACAUUAAGUUGUACGUGCGACGAGUCUUCAUCAUGGACAACUGUGACGAGCUGAUCCCAGAGUACCUCAAUUUCAUCAAGGGAGUGGUGGACUCUGAGGACCUUCCCCUGAACAUCUCCAGGGAGAUGCUGCAGCAGAGCAAGAUCCUGAAGGUCAUACGCAAAAACCUGGUCAAGAAGUGCCUGGAACUUUUCACUGAGCUGGCUGAGGACAAUGAUAACUACAAGAAAUAUUAUGAGCAGUUCUCCAAGAACAUCAAGCUUGGUAUCCAUGAGGACUCUCAGAACAGGAAGAAACUGUCCGAGCUGCUGCGUUACUACACCUCCAGCUCUGGAGAUGAGAUGGUCUCUCUGAAGGACUACGUGACACGCAUGAAAGACACUCAGAAACACAUCUACUACAUCACAGGUGAGACCAAAGACCAGGUCGCCAACUCUGCUUUCGUGGAGCGCCUCCGCAAGGCCGGCCUGGAGGUCAUCUACAUGAUCGAGCCCAUCGACGAGUACUGCGUCCAGCAGCUGAAGGAGUUUGAGGGAAAGAACCUGGUGUCCGUGACGAAGGAAGGCCUGGAGCUGCCUGAGGACGAGGAUGAGAAGAAGAAGCAGGAGGAGAAGAAGUCUCAGUUUGAAAACCUGUGCAAGAUCAUGAAGGACAUUUUGGAGAAGAAAGUGGAGAAGGUUACAGUCUCCAACCGCCUGGUCUCCUCCCCUUGCUGCAUUGUCACCAGCACUUACGGAUGGACCGCCAACAUGGAGAGGAUCAUGAAGGCUCAGGCUCUGAGGGACAACUCCACCAUGGGUUACAUGGCGGCCAAAAAGCACCUUGAGAUCAACCCGGACCACCCCAUCGUUGAAACUCUGAGGCACAAGGCGGAAGCAGACAAGAACGACAAGUCUGUGAAAGACCUGGUCAUCCUCCUGUUUGAGACCGCCCUGCUUUCCUCAGGAUUCUCACUAGAUGAUCCCCAGACCCACUCAAACCGCAUCUACAGAAUGAUCAAGCUUGGGCUUGGCAUCGACGAGGACGACCCGACCUCAGACGACAUGCCGCCCGCCCCUUGCGAAGACAUGCCACCACUUGAGGGCGAUGACGACGACAGCUCCAGAAUGGAGGAAGUGGAUUAGGCCUGUGUUCCAUUUGUAUUGUUAAAAAUUAAGAAAUAUUGUUGUAAAUGGGCUCCGAUCAACCGGCUGUCUCCUGAAGACAUUCCCUUUGUUGCCAGCUGUUGUCUUAGUCGAAGUAUCUAUCAUGUAGGAUUCACUCCCUGAUACUGUUCUUUUUCUCUUAUUUUGUUUUCGUUUUGUUUGUUUAUAAACAUUCCAGUGUGUUAGCUUUGACUGUAAAUAACGUUGAUACUGUUACUUGAUAAAGAAAUAAAGUUGGUAAAGUCGACGUG
This is a messenger RNA of Synchiropus splendidus (mandarinfish), 2622 nucleotides long. It is a transcript of the gene hsp90aa1.2, whose product is annotated as heat shock protein 90, alpha (cytosolic), class A member 1, tandem duplicate 2. The record is from RefSeq and is a predicted model, not a curated record. NCBI's taxonomy places the organism in Eukaryota, Metazoa, Chordata, Actinopteri, Syngnathiformes, Callionymidae. The transcript has 11 exons. Gene Ontology annotation, biological process: protein folding; cellular response to heat; protein stabilization. Bases 167 to 2350 code for a protein of 727 amino acids. Gene Ontology annotation, molecular function: ATP-dependent protein folding chaperone; disordered domain specific binding; ATP binding. Gene Ontology annotation, cellular component: plasma membrane; nucleus; perinuclear region of cytoplasm.